This is a messenger RNA of Lepus europaeus (European hare), 2318 nucleotides long. RefSeq names its product heat shock protein family A (Hsp70) member 2 (gene HSPA2). The record is from RefSeq and is a predicted model, not a curated record. Gene Ontology annotation, cellular component: cytosol; cytoplasm; plasma membrane. The transcript has a single exon. Gene Ontology annotation, biological process: cellular response to unfolded protein; protein refolding; vesicle-mediated transport. Gene Ontology annotation, molecular function: ATP hydrolysis activity; misfolded protein binding; heat shock protein binding. NCBI's taxonomy places the organism in Eukaryota, Metazoa, Chordata, Mammalia, Lagomorpha, Leporidae. Bases 109 to 2016 code for a protein of 635 amino acids.
GGUGGCGCUCGCGGCGUGAGGUGCCGGGUGGCCGUUAGUCGAGGCCGCGGAUCGCCUUCCCUUGGCCGUGUCGUCCUUUAACGUCGCUCGCCCGCCUUCGCAGUCAGGAUGUCUGCCCGCGGCCCGGCCAUCGGCAUCGACCUGGGCACCACCUACUCGUGCGUGGGCGUGUUCCAGCACGGCAAGGUGGAGAUCAUCGCCAACGACCAGGGCAACCGCACCACGCCCAGCUACGUGGCCUUCACGGACACGGAGCGCCUCAUCGGCGACGCGGCCAAGAACCAGGUGGCCAUGAACCCCGCCAACACCAUCUUCGACGCCAAGCGGCUGAUCGGCCGCAAGUUCGAGGACGCCACGGUGCAGUCGGACAUGAAGCACUGGCCGUUCCGCGUGGUGAGCGAGGGCGGCAAGCCCAAGGUGCAGGUGGAGUACAAGGGCGAGGUGAAGACCUUCUUCCCGGAGGAGAUCUCGUCCAUGGUGCUGACGAAGAUGAAGGAGAUCGCCGAGGCCUACCUGGGCGGCAAGGUGCAGAGCGCCGUCAUCACGGUGCCGGCCUACUUCAACGACUCGCAGCGCCAGGCCACCAAGGACGCGGGCACCAUCACGGGCCUCAACGUGCUGCGCAUCAUCAACGAGCCCACGGCGGCCGCCAUCGCCUACGGGCUGGACAAGAAGGGCUGUGCGGGCGGCGAGAAGAACGUGCUCAUCUUCGACCUGGGCGGCGGCACCUUCGACGUGUCCAUCCUGACCAUCGAGGACGGCAUCUUCGAGGUGAAGUCGACGGCCGGCGACACGCACCUGGGCGGCGAGGACUUCGACAACCGCAUGGUGAGCCACCUGGCCGAGGAGUUCAAGCGCAAGCACAAGAAGGACAUCGGGCCCAACAAGCGCGCCGUGCGGCGGCUGCGCACGGCCUGCGAGCGCGCCAAGCGCACGCUGAGCUCGUCCACGCAGGCCAGCAUCGAGAUCGACUCGCUCUACGAGGGCGUGGACUUCUACACGUCCAUCACGCGCGCCCGCUUUGAGGAGCUCAACGCCGACCUGUUCCGCGGCACGCUGGAGCCGGUGGAGAAGGCGCUGCGCGACGCCAAGCUGGACAAGGGCCAGAUCCAGGAGAUCGUGCUGGUGGGCGGCUCCACGCGCAUCCCCAAGAUCCAGAAGCUGCUGCAGGACUUCUUCAACGGCAAGGAGCUGAACAAGAGCAUCAACCCCGACGAGGCCGUGGCCUACGGCGCCGCGGUGCAGGCGGCCAUCCUCAUCGGAGACAAGUCCGAAAACGUGCAAGACCUGCUGCUGCUCGACGUGACGCCGCUGUCGCUGGGCAUCGAGACGGCGGGCGGGGUCAUGACCCCGCUCAUCAAGAGGAACACCACGAUCCCCACCAAGCAGACGCAGACCUUCACCACCUACUCGGACAACCAGAGCAGCGUGCUGGUGCAGGUGUACGAGGGCGAGCGCGCCAUGACCAAGGACAAUAACCUGCUGGGCAAGUUCGACCUGACCGGGAUCCCCCCGGCGCCGCGCGGGGUGCCCCAGAUCGAGGUCACCUUCGAUAUCGACGCCAACGGCAUCCUCAACGUGACCGCCGCCGACAAGAGCACCGGCAAGGAGAACAAGAUCACCAUCACCAACGACAAGGGCCGCCUGAGCAAGGACGACAUCGACCGCAUGGUGCAGGAGGCGGAGCGCUACAAGUCGGAGGACGAGGCGAAUCGCGAGCGGGUGGCGGCCAAGAACGCCGUGGAGUCCUACACCUACAACAUCAAGCAGACGGUGGAGGACGAGAAGCUGCGAGGCAAGAUCAGCGAGCAGGACAAAAACAAGAUCCUCGACAAGUGUCAGGAGGUGAUCAGCUGGCUCGACCGGAACCAGAUGGCCGAGAAAGACGAGUACGAGCACAAGCAGAAAGAGCUGGAAAGAGUGUGCAACCCCAUCAUCAGCAGACUUUACCAAGGCGGGCCUGGCGGCGGCGGCGGCGGCGGCUCCGGGGGACCGACCAUCGAGGAAGUGGACUAAGCUCAAGUCGCUCAGCGUAAACCUCUUUUCCUUUCUUUUUCUCCCUUUUGUUUUUGUUUCUCUGAAGCGCCCUGGUGCCAAGUAGGAGACCUAGUGUUGCAAGUCUUUAGGGCCCGGGAUUCUGCAUAUGAAAGGAAAGGUACAAUAACUUAGUUUACUUAUAAAAGGUUAGUUCUCAAGUUUGAUUUUGGAAAAGAAAAAAAAAAAAAAAAACCCACAAACCUUAUUGGAGGUUUCUCUUCGCUGCAUUUUGUGUGUUUGCUGACUUGAUUAUUUUUUGGUUAGCUUAGUUUGUGCAUGGG